Molecule: messenger RNA, 2080 nt
Organism: Colletotrichum destructivum
Lineage: Eukaryota; Fungi; Ascomycota; Sordariomycetes; Glomerellales; Glomerellaceae
Product: Putative Ccc1 family protein
Exons: 2
Coding region: 482-1474 (330 amino acids)
Biological process (GO): intracellular manganese ion homeostasis
Cellular component (GO): fungal-type vacuole membrane
Molecular function (GO): iron ion transmembrane transporter activity; manganese ion transmembrane transporter activity
Source: RefSeq, a predicted model, not a curated record
GCUUGCUUUAGCCUGCUAGGAUCGUUCUUGUUCAUGGCUCGGGAGGGGAAGGACGGAGACGCUUUGUGGAAUUUAAAGUGACGGACGCUUGCUCUUACACUGGCAUGUAUUGAUCUCAUCUCAUUACCCAUAUCGCACACACGCAUCCCAUCCCUCCCACACCUACCACUCUCUUCUCCUCGCGGCACCCCAGUCACCACGGAAGCCGUACCAAAAUAAACAAACAAAUAACUGUCUCAUUACCCCGGACUUUCAUCUUUCUGCCUUCCAUCCGUGUUGCCUCCCUGGGAGAACAAAAAGCAACCCCCCGGCCCCCCUUAUUCUCACGAACGGACUUCUUGCCUGGGCAGGGAGGAGAGAUAUCAGACUCUCCGAUCUCAGGACCUUCUCGCCUAGAUCACCCACACGUCAGGACGUACGACACCAACACCAGCAGGAACGGAGACGACACAUCAUAUCACCCUUAGGAAAGGAAAAAAACAUGGGUCUCGUGACGUUGAAAAACCUCCUCUUCGGCCGCACCCCGCCCCCCGUCCGGUCCAAGGCCGCCAUCGCCACUAAUGAGCGCGCCGAGAGCACAAUGUCGGAUGAAACCGUUGUCGACGGCGGUGACCUCGAGAGGCAACCGCUCCUUGGGCCCGGAGCCCGGACCUCGUCGAUGGCCACCAUGGCGACGACCGCCUCGGAAACCUCAUCAACCUCGACCGUAUCUUCCGAGAGCGAGUCCCGCCGUUUCCGCUUCGACGCCCGCGUCAUCUCCGAUGCCACCAUCGGACUGUCGGAUGGCUUGACGGUGCCCUUUGCCCUCACCGCCGGCUUGUCGGCUCUGGGCCAGACCAAGGUUGUCAUCUUUGGUGGCAUGGCCGAGUUGAUUGCCGGUGCCAUAUCCAUGGGCCUUGGUGGCUACCUAGGAGCCAAGAGCGAGGCCGCCUCGUACAAAGAAACCCGUAACGAGUGCACCCGUCUGACGCGCGACGACCCGGCUCUCGCCCGCGCCCAGGUCGUCGAGGUCCUCGAGCCCUACGGCCUGCCCAAGCAUACCCUCGAGGAGGUGACGGACCACCUCUCAACGUCGCCGCGCCUCAUCGACUUCCUCAUGCACUUCCAUCACUGCGAGCAGGAGCCCGCCUCGAACCGCGCCUUGGUCUCCGCCCUGACCAUCGCCGCGGGCUACCUUCUCGGCGGCCUCGUGCCGCUCUUCCCCUAUUUCUUCGUCCCCGCCGAGGACGUUUACCUCGCCCUUUACAUUUCCGUCGCCGUCAUGGCUGUCGCGCUUUUCGCCUUUGGCUAUGUCAAGACGUGCAUCGUCUCGGGCUGGUCGGGCGUGCGGUGCGUGAGGCAGGCUGUCGUCGGUGGCUUGGAGAUGGUUGUUGUCGGUGGCGCUGCGGCAGGCGCGGCGAUGGGGCUGGUGAAGGCCUUUGACCAGCUGGCGCAGUCCGAUGAUUUGUCGGCGUUGGCGAGCAGGAUAUUCUAAUACCCCACAACUCUUCUCUUUUUUCUCCUUUCUCUAUGUUUCUUUUCUGUGUCUCUCAUACUUUUCUAUGUCAGGAUGCGUACGGGAUGGAUCGGGUCCAUGGCGAUGGAACGACAGAAGUGGGCAACGGCUGGGAAAAGGCUGAGGGACUCUCCCAUGUUUGCAUUGUAAGGCGUUUACGUGGGAAGGUGCCCUUUAUGAGCAUCGCCUGGAGAGGAUGGGCAAGAUGACGACUGGCAGCGAUGUGCAAGCGGCGUUGGCGUCGAAGAAUUCGACAAAGUCGCGGGGUUCGAUGCUGCGCCCUCUUGUGGAGAAAACGCAUGUUACAGAAUACCACUCUAUCAACGGACUUUGAGUCCUUUCUUUUACAUCUUGAACAUCACAUUUUCUCGGUGUUAAUCAUGAUGAAAACCUACAACAUCUAUAAAGGCAUAGUCCGUACUUUCGGCUUGGGCAUUGUCCGAUCCGCCAUCACUCAUCUGGCUAGGUGGAUCAAAUAGUAUCCUGACUCUUCAGACUAAAUGUGUACCGCCGUUUUGAAAAGGACAUCAUCAUUGCGGGACAGCGCAUAGAUUGAUGUAUUUGCCCCCGUCAUUUAUCCAAACC